Molecule: messenger RNA, 663 nt
Organism: Penaeus monodon (black tiger shrimp)
Lineage: Eukaryota; Metazoa; Arthropoda; Malacostraca; Decapoda; Penaeidae
Product: translation initiation factor IF-2-like
Exons: 2
Coding region: 1-663 (220 amino acids)
Source: RefSeq, a predicted model, not a curated record
AUGCUAUGGGAGAAUGCACAGAGGGCCGUCAAGAGCCCGUUAGUGCCACACUCAUCAGAUGGUGCCAACAUGACACUCGCUGGUGCCAUGAAGGUUGUGCCAUUUGGACAACCUGAUCGCAAACCAGCUGAUCGCAAACCAGCUGAUCGCAAACCAGCUGAUCGCAAACCAGCUGAUCCCAAACCAACUGAUCCCAAACCAGCUGAUCGCAAACUAGCUGAUCGCAAACCAGCUGAUCCCAAACCAGCUGAUCCCAAACCAGCUGAUCGCAAACCAACUGAUCCCAAACCAGCUGAUCCCAAACCAGCUGAUCCCAAACCAGCUGAUCCCAAACCAGCUGAUCCCAAACCAGCUGAUCCCAAACCAGCUGAUCGCAAACCAGCUGAUCGCAAACCAGCUGAUCCCAAACCAGCUGAUCCCAAACCAGCUGAUCGCAAACCAGCUGAUCGCAAACCAGCUGAUCCCAAACCAGCUGAUCGCAAACCAGCUGAUCGCAAACCAGCUGAUCGCAAACCAGCUGCCCCGUGCAUAUAUGCCCUGGCACGCGGCCGAUCAGCUGGGCUUCUGAGCUCAUUUAGCGAUACAGAGCGAGAUAAGCCUCUUGCAAAUCUCAACGCCUUUAAUGGCAUCGCAAAUCAGCUUGCAAAAUGGCCCGGCUCAUGA